This is a messenger RNA of Schistocerca cancellata (South American locust), 1083 nucleotides long. Its product is annotated as zinc finger protein 64-like. Lineage: Eukaryota; Metazoa; Arthropoda; Insecta; Orthoptera; Acrididae. Gene Ontology annotation, molecular function: DNA-binding transcription factor activity, RNA polymerase II-specific; RNA polymerase II cis-regulatory region sequence-specific DNA binding. The record is from RefSeq and is a predicted model, not a curated record. The transcript is spliced from 6 exons. The annotation marks the transcript as partial. Gene Ontology annotation, biological process: regulation of DNA-templated transcription.
ACAACAAAAAACAGCAAUUUUGUAUUAAGUUACCAGUGUCCAGAUUGCCUGAAAGUGUACAAGAAGCUGUGUAAUUUGAAGCAACACCUGAGAAAUGAGUAUAGCCAACCUCCUCAAUUCCAGUGUCCAUACUGCCCUCAAAGAACCACACAGCAAAGCAGCUUAAGACAACAUAUCAUUCAGAGACAUGACGGGUUUCAGCAGAACUUUGUUCAUGAUACACAUUCCAUGAGCUCAUCUUUAACUUGUAAAGUUAUGGUUGGGUUUUCUGCUUAUGUGGAAACCAAUACUCUUUUUUUUACCCUUACGGUUGGUUCAUUUGUUGUUUUAUAUCCACAUGCAUAUGUGCCUGGGUGUUUAUUUGGUUUUUUUUCUAAAUGCAGGAUAAUUUUGUUUGUUUUUUAUGCUGUUGAGGUAUUUAAGGUUUAUGGAGGACUUCCUUAUCCAAUUGGUCAUCCAGUCAUAAUUUGUUUUGUUCUUACUCAAAAUAACUCAUCUGAGUGGACAUCAUUUGCUGACAGUUAUCCUCUGGAAGACACUGAGCAAUUUAUUCAACACAGUGCAGAAAAGCCACUUAACCAAGAUGAGUUCCAGUGUCCAGCUUGUGACAAAAUUUACAAAUAUAAAUCAAAUAUGAUUCGUCAUUUUCGCCAUGAAUGUGAAUCAGCCAGUUGGUCAUUUUUAACCAACAGUGAGUCAGGAGACAUUCUUCAGCAGCUUCUUCAGAACAGUGAUAAUCAGUCAAAUCAUCAAGAAGUGUUUCAUUGUCCAUCUUGUAGGAAGAUGUACAAAUACAAGUCAAAUAUGAUCCGCCACUUUCGCCAUGAAUGUGGUAAGGAGCCACAGUUUCAGUGUCCCUACUGUCCAUAUCGUUUGACACAGAAAGGCAAUCUUCUGACCCAUAUUAAAAGAAAACAUUCAGAUACUCAGGCAAACAUACAAGCUUCUCCUGAAUUUUUCAAUGUUUAAAAAGCAUGGACAUUUGAAGAUAAAAAGUACAGUAAUUAGACACUGAGUCAAAGUAAGCUUCAUUAAAAUAAAAAAUGUACAAUUUAUGUUAUUCUUCACUUCACAGACAUUGUA